UUCAGUUCCCAUGACAACGACAAACUCAAAUUGUUUCAUUUCCUGAUCUGGGGUUAUCAUCAGGCAUCGAGAUGCCGCAUUUGAAGCAUUCGAAAAAAGUCGAACCAUUGUGGCACACAUGGGACUACAAAGCUCAAAAGAAGGGGCUUCGACACACUGUUUAUUCUGUUAAUGGUGAUCAAUACACUGGCGAAUGGGACGAUAACAAAAAACAUGGAAAAGGAACAAAACUUAACAAGGUAGAUGGUAGUAUAUAUGAUGGUGAUUGGAAAAAUGGAAAGCGAUCUGGAUUUGGCACUCUUAGUUAUCCUCAUAAAGCAUCCGCAAAAUAUAAUAAAACAUACUCAGGAGGGUGGAAAAAUGACAUGAAACAUGGUUAUGGAACUUAUUUUUAUACUGACUCUGAAUAUUAUGAAGGGGAAUGGACAGCUGACCAGAGAUCAGGAUGGGGUAGGAUGUAUUAUAAAGAUGGAUCAAUUUAUGAAGGAGAAUGGAAAGAUGAUAAACAAUCUGGGAAAGGAAUGUACAGACUAAGUACAGAAAAUAGAUAUGAAGGAGAAUGGAGAAAUGGAAAGAAGAAUGGACGAGGAAAAUUUUACUAUCUAGAUACCGGCCAAGUGUAUGAAGGAGUUUGGGUUGAUGAUAUUGCAAAAUGUGGGACAAUGAUAGAUUUUCUAAGGGAAAGUGCACCAUCACCAACAACUUAUCCAAUACCAAAGGUUGAACUUGAAGACUCUGCCAAUGUGCUUGAGGAAGCUGAGAACACUUUUCUGCCAGAUGAAUGAUAACAUAUGAUCUCUUCUAAAGACGUUUCAAUUUUCCUAUGCACUGUAUACAACUACAGUGCAGUGCACUAUCACUGUUUUAUAAAAUCAAAUACUUUUGUUAUGUACCUUUUUUUUUAUCAACACAGCCUAAUAAAAAAGGAUCUUCAUUUGGUGCGAGAUAAACACACCA
Molecule: messenger RNA, 957 nt
Organism: Styela clava
Lineage: Eukaryota; Metazoa; Chordata; Ascidiacea; Stolidobranchia; Styelidae
Product: MORN repeat-containing protein 3-like
Source: RefSeq, a predicted model, not a curated record